ACACGAGACGGUUCUGUUUCCCUCUAUAGGUUUUAAUAUUUUAAUUAUGUCUCUAAAUCUUCGCCGAUUUUUCUCAGGCUGUUUACUUUUCUAUUUUUUAUUUAUUAUAAAUACGAGCUUCGGUAGUUUUCAAGGGCAAUGGUCACACGAUUCAAAAAAAUUUGAGAUUUGUAAGUUGAGGUCUUGCUUCGAUGGAGGCCACAAUGUCACAGCAUCCUGUAAGGUAAAUGAAACAACCAUAUGGCGAUGUUGUGUGAGUAAUGGAACAGGAAUCAUUGGGCUUGAUCUCACUAACUGCUCUUUGAAAACUCUACCAAGUUUACAAUCAGUGAAUAUGUCAUUAAAUUGGUUAUAUUUACAGAACAAUCCUGCUCUUGAAUGUAACAGCUCAGCAUUUCAUGGUCAUUUUAAGGGUUUUGCAAACUUGACAAAGCUGAUUUUGCCAAGGAGAUGUAAUUGUACAGGAGGAGACAGUGUUUGGAAACAACACAUUAUCAAUGGCUCAGUAAGACAGUGCUAUGGGCAGAGAAAUUCCUGCAAAGUCCUAAAUGUGACCUGCCCUGGGAAUUCUGCUUGUUCUUCAAAUGGUCCAGGAUUCUCACAAUGUCUUUGUAAACCAGGUUGGCAUGGUUAUAAAUGCUUAGUUAAGAGUGGAUUUCCUUGGCUGUUAAUUUUUGCUCCAGUUGGUGGAUCAACAGUGGUUUUAAUAGUUGUUAUUCUGCUCAUCCAGCGAAGAAGGCGUGGACAAAGGCCAACACGAUAUUCAGUACUCCACUGACCUAACUGACUGUUACUUAAGGCCAAGCCUUGCUGAAAAACAGCCAAUCAUUGAUCUGUUCUUGGGAGGAAAUUAUCAGUACUGCUUCUCUACAUAUGUGCUGUCAUGUAAUCAUUACAAAGCACUUCAGGAAAUUCUCUAUUAGACGAAGUAAAAAGUUAGGAUUCUGAUUUGACAUUGUCAUCGAUUAUUCCUACUAUACAAUAGUUUUUUUUUUAUUUAUUUUGAGAUCAAUUUUUUUAGUUAUUUCUCAGGGUACAGUUACUUUGAAAAUAAAGUCAAUGAAGGUUUGUUCAAAA
This is a messenger RNA of Pocillopora verrucosa, 1077 nucleotides long. Its product is annotated as all-trans retinoic acid-induced differentiation factor. The record is from RefSeq and is a predicted model, not a curated record. Gene Ontology annotation, cellular component: intracellular membrane-bounded organelle. Lineage: Eukaryota; Metazoa; Cnidaria; Anthozoa; Scleractinia; Pocilloporidae. Gene Ontology annotation, biological process: positive regulation of osteoblast differentiation.